This is a messenger RNA of Drosophila biarmipes, 1765 nucleotides long. Its product is annotated as sialin. Gene Ontology annotation, biological process: transmembrane transport; monoatomic anion transport. The transcript has 3 exons. Gene Ontology annotation, molecular function: transmembrane transporter activity. The coding region runs from base 61 to 1689 and encodes 542 amino acids. The record is from RefSeq and is a predicted model, not a curated record. NCBI's taxonomy places the organism in Eukaryota, Metazoa, Arthropoda, Insecta, Diptera, Drosophilidae.
CCUGUAAUAGUAGGCUUGCUACGAUUUAUCCGAUUACCCCACAAAAAUAAAAGGAUCAAAAUGCUGCCGGUCGUUCAGGAGAAGCUUAGCGAUUUCUUUAUUUAUCUGGAGGUGAGACAGCGCUGGGUUCUUUGCUGCUUCACCUUCUUGGCCAUCAUCAAUACCUACACCAUGAGACUGUGUCUGGACUUUUCGCUGAACAGGAUCGUCUUGGAAUGCGGUGGUUAUAAGGAGGACCAGAUGUCCAACGUUCCCCAAGUGCUUAACCCAAAAGCAUUGCCUAACUGGCGGAUGGAACUGGCCAUGAGACUAAAUCGGACGGAGUAUCACCUAAGGAGCAGGCUAAAAGCGGGCAAGGAACAGCAGGAUUCGGAGCAGAAUCAGGGCUAUAAGAGGCCACGGAAAAGCAGUGAGCCUAUCGUAAAUCACGCUGUUCAUCAGAGUUCCCGUGAAAGGAUGAACUGCUCGGAGAUGUGGUCUCGUCAAACCCAAUCCCUUGUGGUAAUGGCCUUUUAUGCCGGCUAUAUGAUUACUCACGUUCCGGGCGGGCGGCUGGCGGAGCGUUAUGGCGGAAAAUGGGUCCUCGGGGUGGCUAUACUCACGUCGGCGGUGCUGACACUCCUCACCCCUGCUGCAGUGCGUCGGGGCGGACCGUAUGUGUUAGUCGGCAUCCGGCUGCUGGUCGGCCUUUGUGAGGGUCCUUGUUUUCCGGCCGUGUGUGCCCUCCUAGCGCAGUGGGUUCCCGAACAGGAGCGUGGAUUUCUGGCGAGCUGCGUUCUCAGUGGCGGCGAGAUCGGGAUCACGAUGAUUCAGUUAGUAAGCGGGUUGGUCAUGGCGGAGCAAGACUGGCCCGUUGUCUUCUAUCUGGUGGGGGGCGGAGCUGUUGCCUGGUUCUUGGGAUUCACCUUGGUUUGCUACAGUACUCCGGAUCACUGUCCAUUUAUCCAGGCCGAAGAGCGGGAUUAUAUUAGGUGCAACACGAGCGCCUCCCUCCUGUUGACCAGCAGAGAAGGAGUAGUCAGGGAACGGCUAGCAGAGGCUGAGGAUGAUGAGUUCCGCAGAGAAGUAGAAGCUUCUUCCAGCGCAGCCCCUUGGAGAAGCAUGCUGACCAGCACACCGCUAUGGGCACUUGUUUGUGCCUCCAUGCAGCAAGAGUUCCAACAGAAGUUGCCACACGAGCUGCAGGUGGUCCUGGACGAAUUAAAGUCCCGUGGAAGCAAUUUGUCGGAAGAACUCUCCACUGCCAUCGAGCUAAUAGCUCCUUACGUAGGCAACUGGGUAGCUUCUUUAGCCACAGGACGCCUGAGCGACGUGCUUAUCGAACAGGAGAUCCUCACUCGGACGCAGACGCGCCGCCUCAUGUCCUGGCUGGUCCUCAUAUGCGGAUCCAUGUACAUGCUGCAGAUCAAGGUAAACGGGGCUCGGAUCUGGAGCGUUCUCGCCAUGGGGGCCUAUUAUGCCAGCAUUAAGCUGCUGCCGCUGGAUAUGAGUCCAAACUAUGCCGGAACUCUAAUGGGAAUCUCGGGCGGAAUGGGUGCCCUGCCCGCACUUGUGAUGCCGUACCUGGAGCAACUAGAGGCGGAUUACAGUCUGGUCAGCAGUGUAAGGGCCGCCAUGUGGGUAAUCGGCGCCAGCUACAUUUCCGGCGACGUGCAGCAGUUUAACCAACCAGAACCGGAGCCACAAUGAGGACACUUGCUUGUUCUUAGUUUAAUCUUACGCUUAAACAUAAGUUACUGGUUUUGUCUUAGUGGAUUCCUUAGGC